AUGUCAGACAUACUUCACAAGUUAAAUUUCAAAAUAGCAGAUGCUUCAUCAGAAUAUAAAACUCGUAGAGCAAAUCAAAUGAUAAGAUUUUUCACUUUCAGUGCAUUAUCAAUAUUUACAUUAAGAAUAAUAAAUAAACAAACAAUAAUAAGACAAUAUAUUCCAACAUUAUUUCAACAAAAUCAUUCACCACCAACAUCAUAUAAUUUUACAACUGAUGCAGCUGUUGCUGUUGGUGCGGGCACAUUAGCUUGUGGAUCCAUAUCUGGUAUGUUUAUAUUUGGGUUAGCUUGGAUAUUAGAUGUUUCAAAUUUUAAAGAAUUUGGAUAUAGGAUGAAACUGAUUAUGGGUGGGUAUGAAAAUUUACAAAAAUUAAAUGAAAUGGAAAUGGAUGAAGAACUGAAAUUAAUUCAAGAUGGUUUAAAUGAUUUAUUAGAUGGAAAAUUUGAUAAUAAUAAUGAAGAAGAUAUAAAGCUGGAAAUUUUAAAUAAAAUUAAAGAAAAGAAAAUUAAUUAA
Messenger RNA from Lodderomyces pseudojiufengensis, 516 nucleotides. RefSeq lists its product as uncharacterized. NCBI's taxonomy places the organism in Eukaryota, Fungi, Ascomycota, Pichiomycetes, Serinales, Debaryomycetaceae. The transcript has a single exon. The record is from RefSeq and is a predicted model, not a curated record. The coding region runs from base 1 to 516 and encodes 171 amino acids. Gene Ontology annotation, cellular component: mitochondrion.